Molecule: messenger RNA, 1671 nt
Organism: Exophiala oligosperma
Lineage: Eukaryota; Fungi; Ascomycota; Eurotiomycetes; Chaetothyriales; Herpotrichiellaceae
Exons: 1
Coding region: 1297-1659 (120 amino acids)
Source: RefSeq, a predicted model, not a curated record
CUCACUCCAUUUUCUCUCUAAAGACAAUCUCUAGAACAUCCUUGAGCAUCAAACCUGUCCUCGUUCUCUAGAUGGCCAGAAUCUACGCUACCAUGUCAUGCGUAUAACACACCGGGCAUCAACUUCUUCCUUAGCUGCGCCCACUUCACAAUCUGGAUAAACACCUAUCUGCGCCGCAUUUGUCUCAUAUCAAUCGACCACCAAAUGCUUUCUCUUCCUCACGAUGGCAAACAUGUUAUGUGCCUCGGCCUUGGCCAUCCUGGUUGUCGGCUUCUAUCGUAAUCACGAGGCGCAUGAUACUGCCAUAGUCGCAUCGUGUACGGGUUAUAGUCCCAGUACCACGACUGGAUCCAUGUCUUGCUCUUUUGAGCGCAUUCUUUCUCGGCUACUCCGUUGAACAAAUCCUCGAGAUCACGUUCAGGGGGGUCGUUGAUGUUAAAGUCGGCAUUCUGGGUACCAAGACUAAAAUGAGCGUCCUCUGACGCUUCUCUUUUGUCCAAGUCUCGACCUCCCAGCGACCGCCAUAUUUCUACUUCGAUUUGGAUACACUCUCUUUUGUCCUGUCGCUGUACUCCCACCCGGACUCGCAAGUCAGUGGCGCAAUGUCCGCAACUCAACAAGUGAUGGCAGUAUGAGUCUGAACGCGCCUGAUAUGCAUCCAAAAGUACUGCUGGUAGCGUUUGCGGAGUGUGUGCGCAGCCGAUAUACCUGAACCGAUCGAUUGAAGGUAAAAGGCCCUUGGGGAUGACUCCUUUGGGACUUUCGGUGAGCACGCGCGUCUCAUGCAACUCAGUUGACAAAAUAACAGACGUCUUGUGGACACUAUGAAGUAAAAGCUUCCCCUUGACAACCCGCGCAUCAAGACUUCUACUCAUAAAGAUGCCCCUUUUCUCGUCGUAAGGGAAUGUAGCAUCACCGAGGAUGCACUUGUGACUUAGUUCAUCGAGCUGUGGACCAUAUCGCGGACCUUUCACGAACCCCCUCACGAACUCAUCCACCAUAUUUCGAUUGAUGAACAACAAAUGACUGGAACACCGAGAUACUGUACUCCUGGCUGACGUAUGACUAAGAUAACUGAGACAGAAGCUUGCUAUCCGAGGGUGCCGGCGGUAUAGGGUGUUGCAAAUACUGCAUAGCAUCUGCUCGGGUAAGUCAUCCUCGAGGAGUUGAAGAAACCGUCUUUUUUCCGUCCGGUUGUUGCGCCAUUUUGGAUCGAACUGGUCAGAGAGAACUUGAUGGUACCAUUUUGAGGUCAGGCUCAAGCAUGCGAUAGAGCUUGUCGGCAAGAAGGAGGCAAUGUGCAGGAGAAUCUCCACCGGCAAUUUGUCCAGGGUUGAGAUCUGUUGGUCGUGGAAUAGGAAGGGUGAGUCUUUCCAUCGCAAUAGCAUUUGGAUUUUAGGGAAGCAAAUUCUGCGCAUGGUGCUGACCAUAUGGCCAAAGGCCCUCAGUAAUGUUGCCAUCACGGUGGGAAUUAGUCAUAAGCAGAUGAGCACAAGGCAGGCCAAGUGUGUCUUUUAUAUCUGUCCCAUCGCUAAUGCUAAUGGGAGCUGCGGAAUCAUGCCUUGGUACCAACAGGUCCUCACGAUAGCUACGGAGCAGAUACUUCAGGCGUCAGUUGUGUCUCAAAGACUAAGCUCCUUAUCCAAAUAUUUAAUAUGAGCAUAUUUACAC